AUGGACAAUCUCAUUGCUCCCCUAGGUGCCCUUACUCAUCUUGACGAGGCAAACAGACUCCGCCUUCAAGAUGGUUUGCACGAAGCAGCCGAGGCUCUUGAGACCCCUUACGACAUGAUGCUUCGCUUGUUGAACGCGGGAAGGCAAACAGCCAUGCUUAAGAUUGGAUACGAUUUGGAGAUAUUCACAACUCUUGCCAGCCGCACAGAGCCAUUUUCAAUUGAUGAACUAGCGUCAGGCAAAAGCGUUGACCCCCUUCUUAUGUCCCGAGUGUUACGUUUUCUUGCCGCCAACCGUUUCAUCACUGAAACAGAUAAGAAUCUCUUUACUGGGAAUAAGUCCACCAAGGGACUCUCAGACCCUCGAAUUCAGGGCGGGUUACUUCAUGCUUUCCACAUUAGUGUCCCAGCUUAUCAGGCCCUGCCAGAAUAUCUGCAAGAAAACAAGUACCAGAACACCACUGGAGGACAAUGUGCCUGGCACAAGUCCGCUAAUACCGAUCUGGAAUUCUUCCCAUGGGCAAAGCAAAACCCCCAGAUUCUCAAAUACUUCCAGCAGCUUAUGAGUAUUCCUCGGGAUGGCAGCUGGCUCGACGUUAUACCGUUUGAGGACGAGGCCAAUGACCCCACUGACCGGAAAGUCUUUGUCGAUAUCGGCGGCAAUAUCGGUCACCAGUGCGCGCGCUUGCUUGCUAAACACCCAGGUUUGGCUGGUCGAGUCGUCUUGCAGGAUCGUGAGGAGACCAUUCGACGUGCACCCGAGGUUAAUGGUGUAGAUUUCAUGGUGCAUGACUUCUUCACGAAGCAACCAGUGAACGGUGCCAAAUUUUACUACCUGCGCGCGAUCCUCCAUGACUGGGAGGAUGAUAAGUCGGUGGAAAUUCUGAAACAGAUUAUUCCAGCCAUGUCGGAGGACUCGCAGAUCUUGAUCGAUGAUCUGGCUCUUCCAAACACCAGUGUUCACUGGUGGAGUACCUGCAUCGAUAUGCAGAUGUAUAUCAUGCAUGGAGCGAUGGAGAGAACGGUUGACCAGUGGUAUGCGCUUUUGGACAAGGCAGGCUUGAAGGUGAAGGAAAUCAAGACCUAUAGUCCUGUGAUGCGGAACUCGGUCAUUGUGGCCGUCCCGAAAUAA
This is a messenger RNA of Penicillium paradoxum, 1131 nucleotides long. RefSeq lists its product as uncharacterized. NCBI's taxonomy places the organism in Eukaryota, Fungi, Ascomycota, Eurotiomycetes, Eurotiales, Aspergillaceae. The coding region runs from base 1 to 1131 and encodes 376 amino acids. The record is from RefSeq and is a predicted model, not a curated record. Gene Ontology annotation, molecular function: O-methyltransferase activity. The transcript is spliced from 4 exons.